Messenger RNA from Ceratosolen solmsi marchali, 922 nucleotides. Its product is annotated as histone H1-like. The record is from RefSeq and is a predicted model, not a curated record. NCBI's taxonomy places the organism in Eukaryota, Metazoa, Arthropoda, Insecta, Hymenoptera, Agaonidae. Gene Ontology annotation, molecular function: double-stranded DNA binding; nucleosomal DNA binding; structural constituent of chromatin. Gene Ontology annotation, biological process: negative regulation of DNA recombination; chromosome condensation; nucleosome assembly. The transcript has a single exon. Gene Ontology annotation, cellular component: nucleosome; nucleus. The coding region runs from base 31 to 663 and encodes 210 amino acids.
UAUCGUUUGUUUGGAUAAUUCAACGAGGAGAUGGUUGUAAGUACAUCGGGUUUACCUUCGGGCGCCACUCUGGCCACGGCAAAGAAGAUCGCCGCUGCUAAAACUGCAGCAGCCAAGAAACCAAGAGCUAAGCCGAGCCACCCACCGACAUCCGAUAUGGUUGAGGCUGCUAUUAAGGCCCUGAAGGAGCGCGGGGGUUCAUCUCUUCAGGCCAUUAAGAAGUACAUCGCAGCGACGUAUAAAGUUGACGCGGAGAAGCACUCGCCCUUCAUUAAAAAGUACCUCAAGUCCGCGGUGGCGUCGAAAGAUCUUGUGCAGGUGAAGGGGAAGGGUGCUUCCGGUUCGUUUAAAUUGUCCGUUGGGGAAGGUGCGGUGAAGGCAAACGCCAAGACCAAGCGACCAGCGGCUAAGAAAUCCGUAGCCAAAAAGCCGAUUUCCCCGGUAAAGAAGACCGUAGCGGCCAAAGCAAAGAGGAGCCCGGUGAAGUCGUUGAAGAAGCUGUCGAGUCCGAAGAAGGCAAUUAAGACACUUGCGGCCAAAUCACCCAAGCCGAAGGCGCGAAAAUCGCCGAAGCUUGCGAAGAAGCCGAGUAAGCCCGUGGCCAGGAAAACCGUGAGCAAGGUUAAGAAGUCGCCCGUGAAGAAAAGCAGCGUGAAAAAGUAGAUUGUCGGAUCAUUUUUGUGUACGGCAGCCUGUGCUCCAAAGCGAUGAUUUUAAUUAGAUAACGUUCUGGUAAUAACGGAUGCGCAAAACGGCCCUUUUUAGGGCCAAUUAUACAUUUCUUGGCACUGAAACUUUACGUUUAGUUCAGUCUCAUUUUGUAAACUAAAAACCAAACUCAUUGUAAUGUAAAUCGAAUUUUCAUUAUAUAAUUCACUUUGUGUAUUUACUUCCGAGACACACUUGUACAUACACAUAUACA